Dibothriocephalus latus is the source of this 246-nucleotide messenger RNA. The record is from the annotation of a GenBank genome assembly. NCBI's taxonomy places the organism in Eukaryota, Metazoa, Platyhelminthes, Cestoda, Diphyllobothriidea, Diphyllobothriidae.
AUGGCAGAGCACACAACGGUGGUGAAUAAGAACGACGAUAACUCACAGUUUGCAGCUCACUCUAUGGAACCCGGCUAUAUUUUGCAGUUUAACGAGGUGGAAAUCCUCGCAAGUGGUGACAACCGCGUAAGCCGUGAGUUGCUCGAGUCGUGGUCCUCAGGACCACAAUGCAUCAACAAGCUGCUCAAGUCGUGGUUCUCAGCCCCACAGUCCAUCAAAAAGGGCCAUUUUCACACUGCGUUCUGA